AUGUUUCGGAAUUUUAAAGUGAGAAAAUCGUGUUGCUUUUGUUUUCCUUACAACGAAACAGAUGUGAGCUCCACAGAAUGGCUACAACCCACCGGAGAUGAGGCCAACAAGAGGGUGUCGAGAUCAAGUGCCAGAGUACAACCAACUGAUCCUGGCUAUAUUUAUAUCAUGAUUAUGGAGGACUGCGAAGGCCACCGUGCGCCACCAUUCGCCAAGGUAGGCUAUUCAAGCGAUUGCGAUCAACGAAGAAGGACACUGAAUAUUGGAAAUCCUCACGAACUGACAUGUGCAUAUAACUGGUGGGUUUCCAACAUGAAGGAAGCGGAAGAUGCGGCCCACGAUGAACUGGACGAAAGAGAGCUUCGCCUUAAUUGUGAUGGAGGAACAGAAUGGUUCCGAGUCAAUGGUGGAUUAGGUAAUAUAGGUGCAUUUGCAGGAAUAGUUAGAGAUGCAAUUGAGGGUUAUAUUGUAGAGGAUGAAGAGUCGGAAGAGGAGGGAGACCGUGGCUUAGUUGUGUCGUCCAUUAAUCGUGCCCCUGAUCAAGCAGCCGCAAAAAUGGCCACAAAUUACGGACAUAACAACACAAAAUGGAGACAAGAUCUCAAAGGAAAUAUGUUGCAUGUCAAAUAUAAUUGUAAAUGA
Messenger RNA from Porites lobata, 642 nucleotides. The record is from the annotation of a GenBank genome assembly. NCBI's taxonomy places the organism in Eukaryota, Metazoa, Cnidaria, Anthozoa, Scleractinia, Poritidae.